Messenger RNA from Mesorhabditis spiculigera, 324 nucleotides. The record is from the annotation of a GenBank genome assembly. NCBI's taxonomy places the organism in Eukaryota, Metazoa, Nematoda, Chromadorea, Rhabditida, Rhabditidae.
AUGAUUAACGAACAAGCACAUUUCAUCCUGUUUGACUUCUCGAAAGCGAUAACGCCCAGGCCAGGAGCACCGGAAGGGGAAAACAUUUUGACCGGUGCAAGUGCAGCAAGUGCAAAUCUUCAUGAGAUCGGUCAAAAAAACACAAAUAAGAUUUUUAUAUUGGCCCUUUGGAGUCUCAUUGAUGAGUGUCUUCGAGCUCAUAGAUGGAGUACCAUAAAAAGUGAUGAUAGAAAUGGAGGUGAUGCAAUGAACAAUCUGGAAAAUUAUAAUGUCACGACUGGAAGUGGGCUAUGGGCCAGGCGCAGACGGGACGUGGCUACCGCU